Aspergillus glaucus CBS 516.65 is the source of this 2115-nucleotide messenger RNA. RefSeq names its product sodium:solute symporter family protein. Gene Ontology annotation, biological process: urea transmembrane transport; spermidine transport; putrescine transport. Gene Ontology annotation, molecular function: urea transmembrane transporter activity; spermidine transmembrane transporter activity; putrescine transmembrane transporter activity. The transcript is spliced from 5 exons. The record is from RefSeq and is a predicted model, not a curated record. Lineage: Eukaryota; Fungi; Ascomycota; Eurotiomycetes; Eurotiales; Aspergillaceae. Gene Ontology annotation, cellular component: plasma membrane. The coding region runs from base 1 to 2115 and encodes 704 amino acids.
AUGGCGUCGAAUGAGGUCAAGUUCGAUGUGCCCCUCUCGCAGGGCUUUGGAUAUGGUAUUAUCCUGGGUCUGGGGUUUGCUUUUGCUUUGGUAAUGAUUUUUAUCACUUGGUCGCUCAAGAGAUAUCAGCAUGAAGUCCAAACGUCUGAGAUGUUCUCGACAGCCGGACGGUCUGUUAAGUCAGGCUUGGUUGCUGCUGCUGUUGUCAGUAGUUGGACGUGGGCUGCGACUCUUCUUCAGUCCACUUCAGUGACAUACAAGUAUGGCAUUUCGGGGCCGUUCUACUAUGCUUCAGGUGCAACCGUCCAGAUAAUCCUGUUCACGACCCUAGCCAUCGAACUCAAACGACGAGCCCCCAACGCCCAUACCUUCCUCGAAGUCAUCCACGCGCGAUACGGAACGACCGUCCACAUCGUCUUCAUCGUCUUCUGUCUAAUGACCAACAUCUUGGUCACCGCCAUGUUGCUCACCGGCGGUUCUGCAGUCUUGACAUCCUUGACGGGCGUCCAUACCGCGGCAGCGUGCUUCCUUCUUCCGAUUGGCGUUGUGCUAUAUACUCUCUUUGGUGGAAUUAAGGCGACCUUUAUCACCGAUUACAUGCAUACUGUGGUUAUUCUCGUGGUAAUCUUCCUUUUCGCGUUCUCAGCGUAUGCGACGAAUACGACUCUGGGAUCGCCCGGGAGGGUGUAUGAUGCAUUGGUUGCCGCUGCUAAGCUUAACCCGGUUGAGGGAAAUGCGGAGGGGAGUUAUUUGACUAUGCGGUCGAAGGAGGGUGGUAUCUUCUGGAUCAUUAACCUGAUUGGAAACUUUGGAACCGUCUUCCUCGACAACGGAUACUACAACAAAGCUAUCGCCGCACACCCCGUUCACGCCUUCCCCGGAUACGUUCUCGGUGGUCUUUGCUGGUUCGCCAUUCCAUGGCUCUGCGCUACUACAAUGGGAGUCUCUGCGCUAGCCCUAGAAGGCAACCAGCAUCUGAGCUCCGAAGACGUGACUGCAGGUCUCGUGCUGCCCUUCGCCGCCGUCAAGCUAAUGGGAUACAGCGGUGCCGUCGCGACAACCCUCAUGAUGUUCAUGGCCGUGACGUCUGCAUUCUCAGCGCAACUAAUCUCCGUCUCUUCGAUCCUGACCUAUGACAUCUACCAGGCCUAUAUUGAACCCCAUGCUAAGGGCAAGAAGCUGGUUUGGAUCUCCCAUAUUACAUGCAUUAUAUAUGCGCUUGCCAUGGCUGCGUUCGCGACAGGUCUUUACUAUGCUGGAAUUGGAAUGGGUUAUCUCUACCUACUGAUGGGAGUUAUUAUCUCUUCUGCUGUGUUCCCAGGUGCGAUGACUUUGCUCUGGAAGAGUCAGAACUGGAUCGCUGCUGGCGUUUCGCCAGUUCUUGGUCUGGCUGUGUCGCUUAUUGCUUGGCUUGUGACUACGAGGAGGCAGUACGGUGAUUUGAACGUUACUACUACCGGAGAAAACUAUCCCAUGCUGGCUGGAAACGUCGCAGCCCUCCUCAGCCCAGUGGUUAUCUCCCCAUUCCUAACUUACACCCUCGGCCCCCAAAACUACGACUACAAAUCCAUGCAAGCAAUCCGCCAAGUCGACGACACAGAAGUCCUCGCAGCAGCACACGUCGACCCCGAAUCCCUCCCUCCCACCGACGACCCCAACACCGCCGACAAAAUAAACCCAACAACCUCCCAAAUUCAAACCCAACCCCAAUUCCAAAUCACCCCAGAAGAAGAAGAAGAACGCAAACUCAACCGCGCGGCCCUCUACUCCCGCACCCUAACAAUCUUCAUGGUACUCUGCUUCCUGAUCCUCUGGCCGAUCCCCAUGUACGCGUCGUCGUACGUCUUCAGCAAGCCAUUUUUCACGGGGUGGAUUGUUGUGGGGAUUAUUUGGCUGUUCGUGACGACGGGUGGGGUUGUGGUGUUUCCACUUUGGGAGGGGAGGGAGAGUAUUGUUAGGACUGUGAGGUUGAUGGGGAGGGAUUUGAUGGGGAUGAGCGGGAGGAGGAAGCCUGUUGCUGAUAUUUCUGGGUUGGGGGAGGAGUCGGAGGAGGUUGUUGGUGAUGGGAGUAUGGGGGUGGAGGGGAUGGGGGGCAAGAGGAAGGAUGGGGAGUAG